UAUUAACUAGUUGAUAAUGUUUAUUUUUCAAUUUUUAUUUAAGAUAAUUUAAAAUUUUGUAAAUGUAUUGAGUAAUAGUCCUCAAAAUGGAUUAUGAAUUUAGUGAUGAGCAGUGUUGUGUUAAGUGUCAAGAGGCACUAAAUUCCUUACACAAAUGGUAUUAUAUGGACAAUUAUGGAGUCCAACAGGGCCCAUUUGACAGUUUCUUUAUUUUGUUUUAUAUUAAUUCAAACUACUUUGAGGAGAAUUCAGCGUUUUUCAUCCAGGAUACGUUCAACGGCACACCUUCUAACUUUAACACUCUUUUAAACUAUCUUGAUACCAUUGUCGAGGAUGUGAAGAGUCACUCGAAUAAUCUCUUCACCUGUACACAUUUCAUGGAGAAUUUUUAUUCAAUUGAAGACUGUACAGUUUUCGACGGUGCUCAACUUCCUGAUGGAGUUUCUGCCUUUAAACAGGCUGAUGAUGUUCGAUUAAGCACAGAUAACAUGUACGCCACCGUUUCACCCCAAUCUAGCGCUGAGUUCCAUUCUCCUAACAGCGCUUUUGAAUUUAAUAAUGAAGAACUACAUAAGGCGCAAACAAAAACUAUAUUAAAAAAGAGAGUAGAAGAUAAUUUAAAGGAAGCUGAGGCGCAUCUUCAGAGAGUGAAUUCGAGGAAGGUCACUCACAGGUUUGACAGUCAACUUUUGGAUGAAUCUCCAACCAGUCAAGAAUUUAGUUAAAAUGUUAAUUCUAGACGUCUAACAUUGAGCGAAGACCAGUAACAAUCUCUUCAUGUAAAUCUUUGAAUAUUUUAGCAUAUUC
This is a messenger RNA of Theileria parva strain Muguga, 807 nucleotides long. Its product is annotated as GYF domain protein. The transcript is spliced from 3 exons. The record is from RefSeq and is a predicted model, not a curated record. The coding region runs from base 87 to 725 and encodes 212 amino acids. NCBI's taxonomy places the organism in Eukaryota, Apicomplexa, Aconoidasida, Piroplasmida, Theileriidae. Gene Ontology annotation, molecular function: protein binding.